GCACAAACAAGUUAAAACCCUAACCCCUGCGCUGUCAACAUAACCUUACGUGCUGGCUUCGGAUCCCGAAAUCCCCAAUUCUAACGGGUUGAUUUCAUGCCUUUUAAUCACAAAUUCUCUGAUAAUGUUGAUGCAUAUUGACCUGCCGUGAUAUUGUCUCCAAUUUAUUGCCUUGGACGCACUGAGAAUGAGAAGACAUAUGGUGAUGCUUAUUAGGAGCUGCAGUUCCACAAGUUAACAGCUCAAGAAUUGUGAUUGCAAUGGAAGACAUAUGGUGGUCCUUAUUAGGGGCUGCAGUUCCAGCCAUCAUAGCAGCUCAUACCAUUAGAGUUAAAAGAAGACGUGCGGAGGAGCAAAGACUCAAAAGUGCACGAGGGCGUGAAAAGCACUCAGACGAGAUCUUUGUCUGCAUGAGAGUCUGUACUUCAAAGAGAAUGCUGAAGAAGGUUGGUGCAUUUUCGAAGGAUCCGAUUCUUGAUACAUGUGUUACAGUAUGUGGUGUUUCCGAGCUUGAUGCGUGUGCUGAUGCUUGUGCAAGGACUGUUUGUGUUAAUCAACACCAAGUGCCCAAUUGGAAUGACAUUUGCCUGAAAAGGUGCCAAAGUGAAUGCCUUAGGCUCUCUUCAUCUUUGGCUUAAUAGAGAACUUCUGUUUUGUAAUGUGAAACUUGCCACUUGUUCUCGCGCUGUUGAAUUUAGUAUUUUGUGAUUAAUGCUUGAAAUUCUUGGUCUUA
Musa acuminata AAA Group (dessert banana) is the source of this 733-nucleotide messenger RNA. RefSeq lists its product as uncharacterized. Bases 261 to 638 code for a protein of 125 amino acids. The record is from RefSeq and is a predicted model, not a curated record. Lineage: Eukaryota; Viridiplantae; Streptophyta; Magnoliopsida; Zingiberales; Musaceae. The transcript has 3 exons.